CCGAAAGAGCCAUCUGGAAGAAUUUCGACCACCGGCCCUCAAGACAACCGAUAAAAAUGAGAUCGUCCAUCGCACUACCAUGCUGCUGCACUCUUUUGCUCUUCUUUGCCGUCUCCCAAGGUGAAGACAUUCCAUCCCACGCUCCUAAGUUAAAAAGAGAGGUGAGACCUUUUGAAUUUCCGAGGGUCGGACGUUCAAAGAACUUCCCGGUUACUUGGGGACUCCAAGAAGACAGUAACGAAGAGUACAAAAGGGAAGGAGGACUCAUCCCUUUUCCCCGUAUCGGAAGAUCUGGCCCUAAGAGGAACGGCGGGAACGGCAAUGGAGGCCUUUGGUUCGGACCUCGUUUGGGAAAGAUUCAAAAACGUUUUCCAACCAACUACGAAAACAUUCCAGAUUACACAUCUGAUGAAGAGAAUGAAGAGUCUUUUCUUCUGAAAAAGCUGAAAGCUGGUGAAGAUUAUUUAACAUUCCAGUCCGAUUCCAAAAUUGAACCCUAGACAAUUUAAAGAAAGUUUAUUUUAAAAUGUCAUGUAAUAGAUAUUAAUUUUUUUAAACUUGAUUUGUUUCUAUUAUGAAAAUAGCGAUUUACUGUAAAUAUCCAAUGUCCAUAACACUUUUGUUCAUUGUGUAAUAAACAUUACAAAUACAGUAAUAAUAGAGCUAAUAACGAUGUCUGUUUCAUCAAUGUCUCUUACAAUCUGGAAUUGUCUGUUACUAUUACAACGGCAUUAAAUAAACAUCUUGAAAGUAACAUCUGUUGUAUUAACCCGAUAAUUUAUUGUUAUUUAUAUGUAUUAAUAAAUUAAUUUUCAAUUAUAAAUUGACGUUUUUGAGAUAGUUGUACAAGUCUUCAUAUUAUUUGUGUAACCUUGUCUUGAAGUUUUACAUUAAUUAUUAUGAAAGUAUAAACACUCCAUGUAAUCCUUCCCAUACCUUGUAGGAACAAAAAUAAAUAUGAAAUGUACCAUCA
Cimex lectularius (bed bug) is the source of this 973-nucleotide messenger RNA. RefSeq lists its product as uncharacterized. The coding region runs from base 57 to 500 and encodes 147 amino acids. The transcript has 4 exons. Lineage: Eukaryota; Metazoa; Arthropoda; Insecta; Hemiptera; Cimicidae. The record is from RefSeq and is a predicted model, not a curated record.